UACGUGAAUCUUUUGUUCUAUCUAAUAACCUGGGAAUUGAAGUUUAAAGGAAGGAAUUCUGAAGUUGCAUCGUAGAGCUUUCUUAAAUUGCCUGGAUCUUUAUACACGUGGCUACCAACGUACCUUGAUUGACAAGUCUAGCUCUACCACGAAAGUACUUCAACUAAGGGUGAAUUUUGGAUGCCAGCUGAGUUCAUCUCCUUCCUGCCAGUAGAGGAUAAACUGUGAAACAAUUAUGUGGAAAAACAUUCCAGUCUCAUUUUGUACAUGAGUUUCAGAGAGGAUUGGCAUGGUUUUAACACCACAAGAUCAUCACUAGGAAUUAGCUGCAACCAUGAGUUCAGAGGAAAAGGGUAUAUCUCCUGCUCACAAAACAUCUACUCCAUCACAUAAAAGUGCCUCCUCUUCAUCAUCCCAGAGAGACAGUAGACAGAGCGUUCAUAUUUUGGAGCGGAAGGCUUCAUCUGGAAGUACUGAUCAAUCUAUAAGCAAGCAACUACUGGAAACAGAUCCUGUCUCUCUAUCAAAGGAGCCUGACAGCUGGGAAAUUAUAGAGGGACUGAAGAUAGGGCAGACUAACGUCCAGAAGCCAGACAAACAUGAAGGUUUCAUGCUGAAGAAAAGAAAAUGGCCUUUAAAAGGUUGGCACAAGCGUUUUUUUGUCCUGGAUAAUGGCAUGUUAAAAUAUUCAAAGUCACCAAUUGACAUACAGAAAGGCAAGGUACAUGGAAGCAUUGAUGUUGGUUUAUCAGUUAUGUCAAUUAAAAAGAAAGCUCGUAGAAUAGACCUUGAUACAGAAGAGCACAUAUAUCACCUGAAGGUGAAGUCCCAGGACUCAUUUGAUGCAUGGGUGUCAAAAUUGCGCCACCACAGAUUGUAUCGUCAGAAUGAAAUUGUAAGAUCACCAAGAGAUGCUAGCUUCCAUAUAUUCCCUUCAGGCUCUACUACAGAAUCUUCACCAGCUGCUAAUGUUGCUGUAUUAGACGGAAAGGUACAACAAAAUAGCUUCCCAUGGCAAUCUCCUAUACCAUGCAGUAAUAGCCUUCCUGCAACAUGUACUACUGGUCCAAGCAAAGUAGCAGCUUGGCUACAGGACUCAGAGGAAAUGGACAGAUGUGCAGAAGACCUUGCACACUGCCAGUCAAAUCUUGUGGAACUUAGCAAACUUCUUCAAAAUCUAGAAAUACUACAGAGAACUCAGUCAGCACCAAACUUCACUGACAUGCAGGCUAACUGUGUAGAUAUUUCAAAGAAAGACAAGAGGGGCACAAGACGAUGGAGAACAAAAAGUGUCAGCAAAGAUGCAAAAAUACAGCUUCAGGAAGGGCCAGCGCCGAAGGGUCAGUUCAGCACAACACGACGCCGGCAGAGACUAGCAGCUGCAGUGGCUACAACAGUCCCUUUCAGUGCUACAAUGUCACCAGUUCGCCUGCAUUCGUCCAAUCCCAACCUUUGUGCAGACAUUGAAUUUCAGACUCCCCCGAGCCAUGUAGCUGACCCCCUGGAAUGUUCCACAGAUUACAUCAAACUUCAAGAAGAGUUUUGCCUUAUGGCACAGAAAG
This is a messenger RNA of Alligator sinensis (Chinese alligator), 1562 nucleotides long. Its product is annotated as oxysterol-binding protein-related protein 6-like. The record is from RefSeq and is a predicted model, not a curated record. The annotation marks the transcript as partial. The transcript is spliced from 12 exons. NCBI's taxonomy places the organism in Eukaryota, Metazoa, Chordata, Crocodylia, Alligatoridae. Gene Ontology annotation, molecular function: cholesterol binding. Gene Ontology annotation, cellular component: perinuclear endoplasmic reticulum; intracellular membrane-bounded organelle; plasma membrane.